UACUGGUGUCAACAAUAAUCGAUGCGGCGAUGCAUCCCGAUGCGGGCCAUGGACGAUGCGAUUCGAUGCGGGCAACAAGCCGAAUCGAUUCAGCACAUAUUAAAAUAUAUAAAUCCGUUCAAAAAUCUUCCAGUGAUGCAAUGGAUUUGGUCUCACCAUUUGUAUUAUUAUUCUCAUGUUUACCUGUAGAGGGAGCUAUUGUACAAGCAAUGCAGGGGGGAUGAGGAACUAAAAUUGGCUUCCUCACGGGAGUAACGUCACAGACAUGCGCAAUUGCGCAGUGGCACUCAAAGCAGAGAUAAGACAUAAUAACAAUGGCUAAAGCGGAGAAAGAGGAAGCGCGAAAGAUUAUUGACGCACCAAAGACAUUGAAAGCAGGCAUAUGGAGACAUUUUGGCUUCUAUGAGGCCGUCGCAAUCCAUUGAAAAGCUCGCGACAUCUUCCUCUCCGUCAAGUUCUGCCCCGACACCACGCCCUCGGGUCCCGAUGGAGCGGCGCUGUGCGUGGAUCUCCUCCGAGAUGCUCUCCAGGCGACGCAAUGCCGCACGAUGACACGUUCCUCAAGCACCCUCUUAUACAUGAUAGAAUUCAUGGUGGAUUCUACGAUGGUGAACUGGCCAGGUCCUGCUGCAGCAAAGCAUCCCCAAAUCAUGACACUUCCACCUCCAUCCUUCACAGUUGCGUCCCCUUUUGCCUGUGCAUCAUGCACUCACUCGCCCGCCGGACUGCUUUCAUAACGGAGCGGAAUGGCGCUGUCUUCCAACUGACUGGAUUGUAAAGACGAGAUGCGCAGAGCGAAAAGCGGCUGCUGAUGCGACCACCAGCUCGGCUCCUCUUUGUCUCUCGUCAACAUCCGCAUCGAGGAGCGCCUUUGUGGGCAGGAGGAAGGAGGCAGGGAGGCAGCGCGUGGGGGCCAAGCGAGGAUGGAGUUCAAGCAUCUGGUGGAAGCGGCCGAGAAGUGGUGCUCGGGGAACCCCUUCGAGCUCAUCUUCGCCGAGGAGGACGACGAGAGGCGGCUGGACUUCUACGCGGAGCCCGGCGUCUCCUUCUACGUGCUGUGCCCGGGCGGAACCGACACUUUCCACGUGUGGAGCGAAAGCGAGGACUGCCUACCAUUCUUACAGCUGGCUCAGGAUUACAUCUCGUCCUGCGGCAAGAAGACCCUGCUGGAGGUGCUGCAGAAGGUCUUCACGUCCUUCAGGCCUCUGCUGGGGCUCCCUGACAUAGAAGACGAGACGUUUGAGCACUACCACACCGAUGUGGAGGGCGAGCCGGGGCCCGACCAUCAGCAGAUGGGGGUCAGUCAGCAGUGACGAGCCAGCCCCCACGCACACUUGAGAAGAGAGAAGCCGGCCAGGGGUCCGAGGGGCCUCACUACUGACACACACACAUAGGGCCAACGUAUUUCAAAAUGCACCAUCAUGUUCUUGAAUGUUGCUUUGCUUUCUAAAGGCGUGUGCUCUGUUGCACUUGAUUGACCCCCGCCCCCGCACACAAGCAUAACAGGGCUAUGUGACCGAGUAUCAUAAUCAUUCACCGUUUUUGGUUAACGUUCCACGGCAUCGCAGUUACGCCGACAACAUGCAAACACCGAAAUGGAGGACUGAUAGGCGAAAAACACCGAAUGAGGAAAACCAUAUUUUUUUGUUUCCGUUUGCGAACUUCAAGUGUUUCAACAGUGUUUCCCCAAAAAGCAUUUUAUCAUCACAUGGGGCAUGGAGAAUUUCUGGAGUUACAUAACUGUACAAAGACACUUUUUUUCCCUUAAGCUAUCUUGUGACUGUCACAACAAAAGGCCGCGUGCUGCAGAGUUGACGCGCUUCCUGAUUCUAGUGUCACAUAACACUAUUAUUUAUCUGUAGCUCUUAAUUGUGGUCUUCCUAGUUAUUGCCUCUCCCAGCACAAACCGUCUAAAUAGAACUCAUUGGCUGACAAUGACGGCGAUAGACGUCCGAUCCUUUUGGACUGGAAGGGCUGGCAGUGAAUUCAAAGGACCGGAUGUCUAUCUCCGUCAGUGGAAUGAGUUAACUUUAGCGUAAUUCAACGACAUCUAUAAAUAGACUCCAGUCAAGGGCGUAGGUUUGCAUAGGGAAAUAACACUACCAACUUUUCAAGAUGCUCAAAUUGUCCCCACCAACUUUUAAGCAACCUAUUAUGCAUUAUAAAAUGAGUUCAAUUAUAGAGGUAAUUUCCUAAUAUGUUGUAAGGACAGAAUGUACCCUACCAUUAUUAAGUGAAUUAUUUUCAUUAUGUUCAAACUUAAUUUACCCCUUUUCACUUGCUAAAUGUGCCGGUCCACAAACAUGUCCCCCACAAAUGUACGUUGAUUGUCUGAUGACUUCACCAACCUACAACACAUACACGCAAGCCGACACUAACACAGCCCCGACAGAAAUAAAUGUUGACAACAUGCCCCCUUCGAAGAUAUGUUUUUUUUCGGCCAGCAGCAGCCAUUGUAAGUAAUUUAAAAAGACGCCAUUCGCCAGUGUUGUGGAGGUGGGAAACACACCACUAAUUUUACUAUUGAACGCCCGAUCUGCAUCAGAGUUAGCAUAACAUUAAACUGUGUGAACUUGCUAACUUGCAAAACUCCAGUAGGAAGCUAAUUAGAGAGAAGUGUCCUUCUGUCUUUGUUUAUAUAUUUUUUUUGGAUGCCGCAAGCUAACCACAUUAGCGUUGCGAUCGACUGGUCGAUUGUGAUUGGCAUAAUGAGCACCCCUGAUUUAGCAUAUCAAUUAAUUAGUUUCAUAUUUGUGAGAAAUGUAGCCCUGACCACCCAAUCUGUUUGGUCUUAUUACCGUAUUGGCCCAAUAUAAGAUGGCCCUGAUUAUAAGACGACCACCUCUUUUUCAAGACUCAAGUUUGAAAAACGACUUUUUGAACACCAAAGUAAUUUUUAUACAGAAAAAAACAUCCGAAACAAAUGAUUAUAACAAUAUAUUUGAGAGAAAAAGCAUGUUAUUUUGCCUCAUUCAAAUCUUAAUAUCUCAACAUUUAAAUAUAUAAACUAAAGUGCAAUCACAUUCAUAAAUGAUUGGAUUCUGGUUUUUGAAAUGUAAAUAAACCAAUCUAUUGUGAUAAAACAACAAAAUUGCAAUAACUGCAUUAACAACUAACUGUAACUGUAGUCUUGAAACAAAUCUGAAAAAAUAUUGCAAUAAAAUAAUGCAAAUGGUUAAACUUGAGAGUAGCUGAGAUUUGUCAUGACAGAACAUCGCUUCAAUGAUAUCUGGCGCCAUCUAGCGUCGUGAAUGGGGAGAGUAGCUUAGAGCUGUCAUGACAGAACAUCGCUUCAAUGAUAUUUGGCGCCAUCUAGCGUCGUGAAUGGGUAUAAUGUCUAGACCGCGAAUAUAAGACGACCCCCUCUUUUUCAAUCUUAUUUCAAUGCAAAAAACACCGUCUUAUAUUCGGGCCAAUACGGUAAUAUCCCACCCGAGCAAAAAAUAUACAUGCAGGCUAUGCUGUCAUAUCGUCCCUACUAAUGUUGAGAUGAAACAAACGCCCUUGACUCCGGUUGUACACCUUUUCUUUCGUGACAGCGUAAAUCUUAUUUCUAUUGCAAUUUGCCGCUUGAAACUACCCAGUUUUGCCUUCACCACAAAGGAGGUUUAUCUGAAGCCUGUGUUUGUGUCAUUCUAGGCCCCUUUCAUUGUUCCUCAAGCAGUGUAUCCUUAAUGCGUUUGUCCCCGAGACAUGCGUGCGUGUGUGCAGUUGUUCCAAUAAAGCGUGUGAAUCCA
Molecule: messenger RNA, 3737 nt
Organism: Corythoichthys intestinalis (scribbled pipefish)
Lineage: Eukaryota; Metazoa; Chordata; Actinopteri; Syngnathiformes; Syngnathidae
Gene: mturn
Product: maturin, neural progenitor differentiation regulator homolog (Xenopus)
Exons: 6
Coding region: 924-1313 (129 amino acids)
Biological process (GO): positive regulation of megakaryocyte differentiation; regulation of signaling
Cellular component (GO): cytoplasm
Source: RefSeq, a predicted model, not a curated record